This is a messenger RNA of Telopea speciosissima, 2345 nucleotides long. RefSeq names its product putative UDP-glucuronate:xylan alpha-glucuronosyltransferase 3. The transcript has 5 exons. Lineage: Eukaryota; Viridiplantae; Streptophyta; Magnoliopsida; Proteales; Proteaceae. The record is from RefSeq and is a predicted model, not a curated record. Gene Ontology annotation, biological process: xylan biosynthetic process. Gene Ontology annotation, molecular function: glycosyltransferase activity. Bases 302 to 2251 code for a protein of 649 amino acids.
UAGCUUUCAUUUCCUUCUUACUUCUUCUCUGCUUACAAAAAUAUUGACUCUGGUCCAACUCGUGAUUUGUGAAUGAGCUGCAGUCCUCUGACACUUAACCGCCUUCUCAGAACUAUCUUUAUUCGAUUUACGCUUCACAGAUUUAGGGGAAGAAAAACUUCCAAAUCCCAUUUCGACCUCUCACUGAAACUCUUUCUGUUGAGAGGUCAGUGAGAGAGAGAGAGAAGCAGAGUGACAGGAGGAGAAGGGGAGAGAUCAAGAAUUCACAGAUGUUGCCUGCCCCUGCUGCAAAUUAGUCGAGAUGAGAGGAGCAAUUGGUACCUCGCCUAGUCCGAUUGAGGCGAGACACAGACUAUCCGGGACAACUGAUGACACAAAUAAGAGAAGGUCUAUAAGAAAUAAGGAUUUUAAAGACAUUGAGAAGCCCUUCCACAUUCCUGUCCAAGAUUGGAGUUUGAACUGCAAGUUUUUAUCUUUGAAACUUCUCCUUGUUCUCAUUAUAUGUGGCACUUUUUUAACUCUCCUCCUCUCUCCGGCAAUAUAUAGUGUUGAUCAUCUGUCAAACUCUGGUUCUCGGCCAAGUAUUGUAGACAGGUGGAUGUGGGAGAGGCCCAUUGCAGAUCCACGUUAUGUAUCGCAUAUACAUGCUAACUGGAACCAGAUCUCAAAAACCAUUGGGAAACUAGCUGGCAAAAAAGAUCUUCAAGGAAUAGGCCUAUUAAACUUCAAUGACAGUGAGGUAGAUCAUUGGAAGCAACUUCUACUACGCGCUGAGCAUUUUGUUGUGAACCUGGAUUAUAUUGGGAAGAAUGUCACUUGGGAGACCUUAUACCCAGAAUGGAUUGAUGAGGAAGAGGAAUCAGAAGUUCCUGUUUGUCCAUCUCUACCUGAACCCAAGGUUCCCAAAAAUCCACGGCUUGAUCUCAUUGCUGUCAAGCUUCCCUGCCGCAAGUCUAGUAACUGGUCGAGAGAUGUUGCUCGGUUGCAUUUGCAGCUUGCAGCCGCAAGGCUUGCUGUCUCUGCUAAAGCCUACCAUCCUGUAUAUGUGCUCUUUGUGACUGACUGCUUCCCAAUCCCAAACCUCUUCAGCUGCAAGGAGCUUGUGGUACGUGAAGGGAAUGCAUGGCUAUAUAAGCCUAAUUGGGGUACAUUGAGACAGAAGCUCCAGCUCCCUGUUGGGUCAUGCGAACUUGCGGUUCCACUCAAGGCCAAAGAGCGGGUUUACACAGGAACAAUGCACCGGGAAGCAUAUGCAACAAUCUUGCAUUCAGCUCAUGUAUAUGUAUGUGGUGCCAUUACCGCAGCCCAGAGCAUUCGCAUGGUUGGUUCAACCAGGGACUUGGUGAUACUUGUUGAUGAGACAAUCAGUGACUAUCACAGAGGGGGCCUUGAGGCGGCAGGCUGGAAGAUCCGGACAAUCCAGAGGAUCAGGAAUCCAAAAGCAGAACCUGAAGCCUACAAUGAGUGGAAUUACAGCAAGUUCCGUCUCUGGCAGCUGACAGACUAUGACAAGAUUAUCUUCAUUGAUGCAGACCUGCUUAUACUAAGGAACAUCGAUUUCUUAUUUGGGAUGCCAGAGAUUACUGCAAUUGGAAACAAUGCUACCCUGUUCAACUCUGGUGUGAUGGUCAUUGAGCCAUCAAAUUGCACAUUCAAUCUGCUGAUGGAUCACAUCAAUGAGAUUGAGUCCUAUAAUGGCGGGGAUCAAGGGUACCUAAAUGAAAUCUUUACAUGGUGGCACCGCAUCCCGAAACACAUGAACUUCUUGAAGCAUUUCUGGAUAGGCGAUGAGGAGGAGAAGAAACAGAUGAAGACCCAUCUUUUUGGGGCUGAUCCCCCAAUCCUGUAUGUCCUCCAUUAUCUGGGUCUUAAGCCAUGGCUAUGUUUUCGGGACUAUGACUGCAACUGGAAUGUGGACAUACUACAGGAAUUUGCAACUGAUGUUGCACACAAGCGGUGGUGGAAGGUGCACGAUGCAAUGCCAGAGAACUUGCAGAAAUUUUGCUUGCUGAGGUCCAAGCAGAAGGCAGGAUUGGAGUGGGACCGGAGGCAAGCUGAGAAGAGGAACUUCAGUGAUGGGCAUUGGAAGAUUAAGAUACAGGAUCCCCGUCUAAAAACAUGCUUUGAGGAUUUUUGCUUCUGGGAGAGUAUGCUAUGGCACUGGGGUGAGAAAAACUGGACAGACAAUGCAACUGUCACCCCAACAACUCCUGCAGUAACCAAAGCAUCCCUCCCUAGUAAGUCUCUGUAAACUAUACCAAGUUUUUGGCUUUUUAGGGUGUUGCAGAGUCUCAUGUCCUCAAUUUUUUUUUUGAUGGAAGUCUCAUGUCUUCAAUUUGAUCAGC